GAACGAAGGUCCUCUUCUGCGCGCAUCCUGACCCCUUCGGCCAAACUCACCUGGGCCGGUCCGACCGGGUGCUUGCCAUGGUUUCUGGCCGGUCACCGAACCAGAAAGUCAAGACUCUUCUGGAGAUCAAAGACGCUGCGAACGCCUUGCUGGAGGAGGGCCACGCGCAGGAAGCCGCAGAGCAGUAUUCCAUCGCGUUGCUGAGACUAAAGGAAUUGGCCCAAGAGGUCCAAAGCGGAGAGUCUGUGACUCUGAAGGCCUUGUUGUUGGCCAACCGAUCCCAGGCCAACUUGAAGCUGGAAGAUUGGGAGCAGGCUCUUGCGGAUGCAGAGGCCUGCCUUGCCAUUCAGCCGGACCACCCUAAGGCCUUGCACCGCCGCAGCGUGGCCAAGGAGGCGCUGGACCGCGCGGCGCAACGCCGGAGCCACGGAGAGGCGCUCAAGCAAGCGCUCUUUUGCAAGAGUGCGGGGAACCAGCUCCUGGCGGAACGGCACUUUGAGGCAGCGGGCCAGAGAUACUCUGAAGGCUUGGAAUGGCUCGAAGAUUUGGAGCUCUCAGGCCCGGCAUUGGAGGUGCAUUUGGCUUUGUUGGCCAACCGUUGCCAAGCUUCUUUGAAGCGUAGCCGCUGGUCCGAGGCGCUCCAGGAUGCCGAGGCCGUCCUGUCCCGGGAGCCUUCGCACGCCAAGGCGCGCUACAGGCGUGCCAAAGCCUUGCUGGAGCUGGGCCAAUGUGAGGAGGCGACCUUGGCGGUGGAAGAGUUGGAUGCCAGCAACGAGGACGUCGCCGAACUCCUCCGCCGCCUCGCCGCGCCGGCCGAACGCCGCCCCGCGGCCGCGGGACACGCCUCGACGGUGGAGACGGUGGAGGCGGAGACCACAGAGCUGGUCCGGGGGCGGCACACCGUCGUGGAGCGGCAGGUGGAAGAGGAUGCAGAGGCCAAACGCCUCUGGAAGGAAGCUGAGAAGGCUUGGGCGCGCCAAGACUACAGGCGUGCGAUCAGCUUCGCUGAGGGUGCGCAGUUGGAGCUGGAAUGGUUGCGUGCUGAGGAGCAACGGGAGAAAGCCCGCCCACUCGCACAGCAACUGCUAGCAGUGCACGUGAUGCAGGUGCGCUGCCACGUGGCUCUGCGGGACUUCGCCACGGCACGCGGGUGGGCCCUGAGAGCCCUCCAGUUCCACCGCCACGAGGAGGAACGGCUCCAAGAGACCUUCGGCAUGGCCCACGCCUUGAGGAGCUCCGCCCCACUGCUGGAGACUAUGGAAGCUGUAGCGAUGGGAGUUGAAGCUUUACACUCCUUCUCCGCACCGCUGGAGCCGCACCUCAAGAGUUUGGAGCAGGCUGACUUUUGCAGCCCCUUGCGUGCGGCGCUGCUGGCGCGCCGUGCCCAGUUGGGGCGAGGAGCGGAGGCCGAGGCGGAUGCACGCCGUGCGCUGAUGUUGGAUGCCAACUGCCGAGACGCACAGGAAAUACUUCGAAGACAUAAACAAGGAUACAAUAAUGAAUAACGACAAUGAAAAAUACAUUCAAAAUAAACAUUAUGAUAUUGUAUGUUCAUUAAAUUGAAAAAAAAAUAUAAAUAAUAUAUUAAUAAAUAUAUAAUGAUUUACAUGUAAAAUAUAGUUAUUCUAUUGUUGAU
Durusdinium trenchii is the source of this 1636-nucleotide messenger RNA. Lineage: Eukaryota; Dinophyceae; Suessiales; Symbiodiniaceae. The record is from the annotation of a GenBank genome assembly.